Messenger RNA from Lathyrus oleraceus (garden pea), 1860 nucleotides. RefSeq names its product UDP-arabinose 4-epimerase 1. Lineage: Eukaryota; Viridiplantae; Streptophyta; Magnoliopsida; Fabales; Fabaceae. Gene Ontology annotation, molecular function: UDP-glucose 4-epimerase activity. Gene Ontology annotation, biological process: galactose metabolic process. Bases 394 to 1641 code for a protein of 415 amino acids. The transcript has 11 exons. The record is from RefSeq and is a predicted model, not a curated record.
GCGUUUUCUCUUUCACAACAACAUGGACUCCACGCACAGAACUGACUCCCCGUUUCUCUCUCCCCAUCUCUCUCUCUCUCUCUCUCUCUCUCUUCUUUCUCUCUCCACAUCCACCACUCAUCCAUUCACAUUCACUCCCCUCUCCAUCUCCCUCUUUCUUUCACCUUUUCAUUUUUCGUUUUUCUCCUUCUUCCACAACAUCUUCCAUUUUUCUGCUACACAUUCAAAAACUUUCAAUUACACCAUUUCCCCCUUUAUCCAUUAAGAUCUUGUCACUGCCACAACAAUUUUCGGUAUGUCUCUCAAGAUCUGUCUAGGAGUGGAGCUUGAUUUGAUCAUAGGUAUCAAGGAAUAAGAGUUUAUUCUUGACACUAAGUGAUAGGGUUUUUUCAAAUGCUAAAUUUUGUCAGGUCUAGAACUCAAGCAAGGACAACCAGACCUACAGCAAUGGGAAGUAUGGAUUAUGCAGACCCAAAAAGGAAGGGCAAUUUGGUUGGAAAAGUUUUUCUCGCUGCUGCAUUAACGACAAUAUGUAUUUUCAUGAUCAAGCGAUCUCCAUCGUUGUAUUCCCCUAAUCCGUUUGCCGUCCACGAACCUGGGAUCACUCAUGUUUUAGUAACAGGUGGAGCAGGCUUUAUUGGCUCACAUGCUACUCUUCGACUUCUGAAGGAAAAUUAUCGUGUCACCAUAGUAGACAAUCUGUCACGAGGAAACUUGGGUGCCGUCAGGGUUCUUCAAGACUUAUUUCCAGAACCCGGAAGGCUUCAAUUUAUAUAUGCUGACUUGGGAGACCCAAAAUCGGUUAAUAAAAUAUUUCUGGAGAACAAAUUUGAUGCCGUCAUGCACUUUGCUGCUGUUGCAUACGUAGGGGAAAGCACUGUGGAUCCUCUUAAGUAUUAUCACAAUAUAACUUCAAAUACCUUGUUGGUAUUGGAAUCUAUGGCUAAACAUGAUGUGAAGACAUUGAUAUAUUCUAGUACUUGUGCAACAUACGGAGAACCCGAAAAGAUGCCCAUUACAGAAGUAACACCGCAGGUCCCAAUUAAUCCAUAUGGGAAAGCCAAGAAGAUGGCAGAGGAUAUCAUUCUUGAUUUUUCUAAAAAUUCAGACAUGGCAAUAAUGAUUCUCAGAUACUUCAAUGUGAUUGGAUCGGACCCUGAAGGAAGAUUGGGCGAGGCUCCAAGACCUGAAUUGCGAGAGCAAGGUCGAAUAUCCGGUGCCUGCUUUGAUGCAGCUCGUGGUAUUAUUCCUGGCUUAAAGGUUAGAGGAACAGACUAUAAGACGCCCGAUGGAACUUGCAUACGAGAUUAUAUCGAUGUAACAGACCUGGUUGAUGCUCAUGUGAAAGCUCUCGAAAAGGCACAACCUGCUAAAGUUGGUAUCUACAAUGUUGGCACUGGAAAAGGUAGCUCAGUGAAGGAGUUUGUUGAAGCUUGCAAAAAGGCUACAGGGGUGAACAUUAAAGUAGAAUACCUCCCUCGUCGUCCCGGUGAUUACGCCGAAGUGUAUAGUAACCCAACGAAGAUCAACCGUGAACUGAAAUGGUCUGCACAUCGCACUAAUCUUGAAGAGAGUAUACAAACUGCAUGGAGAUGGCAGAAAUCUCAUCACGGCGGAUACGGGAUUCCAAAUGUAUAUUGAAAUAUUCCGAAUUCUGAAAUAGUAAAAGAUUAGAAGCAAUAGCAGCAGCAUCUAUGUUAUAUCUGCAUUUUCAUUUGCUAUAUUAGAUAUUAGAAAGAGAAUGAUAUUUUUUUGUUCUUCUUUCACUUAACAGUUAUUGGUAUAUAUAGUCCAUUCAUUAUAUGUGUUAUUAUUGACCAUAUAAUAUGAUUCAAUAAUAUAAUGCCGAGGCUUCUCCAA